AUGGCCAAUAAGAGUUUCGAUCAGACUGUGGUGGUGAAGCUACUUGGGAGGCGUAUUGGCUACACAACCCUUAAGAAUAAACUUUAUGAUAUAUGGAAACCAUCUCAACCCUUUCGCCUCAUGGACAUAGAGAACGAUUACUUCCUUGUUUCGUUGCGAACGCGAUUAAAUUUCUUGACAGCCCUCUCCGAUGGUCCAUGGACAAUCUUCAGACAUUAUUUGACUGUUGAACCGUGGUCACCUGACUUUUCCUCUUCACAGCUAUUUCCUCAUCGAAUUGUGGCAUGGAUCCGGCUCCCGGGAUUACCGGUAACUCUUUAUAAAUGUAGUCUCAUCACUGAAAUUGGCGAAUGCAUUGGGAAGGUUGUUAAAAUCUACUACCAAACAGAAACGGGGCGUCGAGGACGCUUUGCGCAAAUGGCGGUGAGCGUGGAUCUGGGAAAACCACUAACCUCGAAGCUCUUAAUUAAUGGUCGUGUACAAAUCAUUGAAUAUGAAUCAUUGCCUACCAUUUGUUUCUCUUGUGGCCGAUACAGACAUGUUAAAGACAUUUGCCCUGAAAACACAGUUGAAGAUCAACAAGAAUCUGCUGCUCCAAAAGAACAAGUUACUGAGGCACAAUUUCUGAAUGCCAACAAAAAAUCCAAACCCUUCGGACCGUGGAUGGUCGUUGAAAGAAGGCAAAGGAAAAACUUUUAA
Hibiscus syriacus is the source of this 699-nucleotide messenger RNA. RefSeq lists its product as uncharacterized. The transcript has a single exon. The coding region runs from base 1 to 699 and encodes 232 amino acids. The record is from RefSeq and is a predicted model, not a curated record. NCBI's taxonomy places the organism in Eukaryota, Viridiplantae, Streptophyta, Magnoliopsida, Malvales, Malvaceae.